Patella vulgata (common limpet) is the source of this 10007-nucleotide messenger RNA. Its product is annotated as gephyrin. The transcript has a single exon. Lineage: Eukaryota; Metazoa; Mollusca; Gastropoda; Patellidae. The coding region runs from base 30 to 2240 and encodes 736 amino acids. Gene Ontology annotation, biological process: glycine receptor clustering; establishment of synaptic specificity at neuromuscular junction; molybdenum incorporation into molybdenum-molybdopterin complex. Gene Ontology annotation, cellular component: postsynaptic membrane; postsynaptic specialization; dendrite. The record is from RefSeq and is a predicted model, not a curated record. Gene Ontology annotation, molecular function: molybdopterin molybdotransferase activity.
UCUAUGUUGUUUGAAGAUUGUAAACAAGCAUGGCGGACGAUAAAAGUGAACAGAACAAUGAAAUUCUUCUUGGGAUUCUGUCUGUCAGUGAUACGUAUUACAACGACAGUAUCGGAGGCAAUCAGGGGAAGGGGGAUAAUUUGCGCCGAUUGAUUGAAGAAGACAAGUUAUUCACUGGCCGAGUUGUAUUAGAAGAUAUUCUCCCCGACGACCGAGAGAAAAUAGCGGAUCGGUUGAAGGAAUGGAGUGAUGUCAGAAAACUUGAACUUGUUCUGACAACAGGCGGUACGGGCUUCUCUCCUCGUGAUGUCACACCUGAAGCAACAAAAUCCGUCAUUGAUAAGGAGGCCCCUGGUAUGGCUAUAGCGAUGAUUAAAGGUUCUCUGGAUAUUACGCCUUUAGCGAUGUUAACCAGACUGACGUGUGGUAUAAGAGGUUCAACUCUAAUUAUCAAUUUACCAGGCAGUCCUAAAGGGUCUGAAGAAUGUUUACGCAUUGUCUCUCCAAGCAUUCCACACGCUGUCGAUUUACUCAGAGACUCAAGGGUCGAAGUGGCACAGGUUCAUAAAGAUCUGUUGGCUGAGGGAGUUAAGUUUCCUCCUCAAGGCUCUAAUUUUCCACCUGGCCACAGAGAUACCCAUGAAUACCAGCAUCAUAAACACCAACUUGAACACACUCACCACCAUCACCAUCAUCAUAAUAACCAUGGCGACCAAAAUGAUGGCCAUUCCCAUCAUCACCAUGGCGACAAGAGUCCUGGAGAACAUGAUCACCGUGGUCGUGGACAUCACAGUCCUGGUCACCACAGUCCUGGUGAUCAUAGUUCUGGUCACAAGAGUCCUGGUCAUCAUAGUUCUGGUCACCAUAGCCCUAGUCAUCAUGACCAUCACCAUGGCAAUCACCAUAGUAAUCAUCACCGCAAACAUGCACACCAUAGCAACAGUAAAGUUGACCCAUCUCUAGUCGCUUUCAGAGCCAGGGAAUCACCAUAUCCUAUCAUUACCGUGGACGAAGCAUUAAAAAUUGUUCUAGAGCACGCUGAAACCCAGAAAGUUGAAGAAGUAGAUUUUAGGAAAGCUUUGGGAAGAUAUUUAGCCGAGGAUAUAUUUGCCAAAGAUGCAUUGCCCCCUUUUCCUGCCUCUAUUAAAGAUGGCUAUGCUGUUAUUGCUGCUGACGGAAGUGGUUUAAGGCACGUCAUGGGUGAAUCUACAGCUGGAGAUAUGCCAGUUAGGAAAGUUACUCCAGGAAAUUGCAUGAGAAUUAACACUGGAGCACCAUUACCCCAGGGAGCUGAUGCAGUUAUUCAAGUAGAAGAUACGACACUGGAAAAAUGGACGGACGACGGCAAAAGAGAAGUUGAAAUUAAACUUCUGACAGAACCUAAGAUUGGUCAAGAUAUUCGUAAAGUUGGGUCAGAUAUCACCGAGGGCUCACAAGUCUUGUGUAAAGGUCAGAGGUUAGGUCCUGCAGAACUUGGUCUCCUAGCAACCGUUGGUGUAACAACAAUAAAAUGCUACCAUGUUCCUGUUGUUGGCGUCAUGUCGACGGGUGAUGAAUUGGUGGAACCUGACGUACCUUUGACGAAAGGAAAAAUUCGAGAUAGUAACAGGACAACGCUUAUUUCCCAGUUGACAGAUUAUGGAGUUACCGUAAAAGAUCUUGGUAUUGCUCCUGAUACACCCGAUGGCUUAUUAAAACUUCUCAAAGCUGCCCUGAAGAGCGCUGAAAUCAUCGUUACCUCUGGGGGAGUAUCAAUGGGAGAGAAGGACUUUGUAAAACAAGUCUUGCAGACAGAUUUUAAAGCUGAUAUCCAUUUUGGUCGUGUUUUUAUGAAGCCUGGUAAACCUACAACUUUUGCUUCUCUGGAUUUCAACGGGGUGAAAAAGCUGUUCUUUAGUCUUCCCGGCAACCCCGUAUCUGCUUUGGUUACCUGUAAUUUGUACGUCAUUCCGGCUUAUCACAAAAUGAUCGGCUCGCCAAAUCCAAGACGAACCAUUGUCAAAGCUCGAAUUGACCGGGAUGCCAGGCUAGAUCCCAGACCGGAGUAUCACCGGGUUGAGCUGUCAUGGAAACCAGAUGACCCUACCCCCAUAGCAACCAGCACUGGUAAUCAAAUAAGUAGUCGAUUAUUGAGUAUGAGAUGUGCCAAUGCCCUGAUGAUAUUACCACCAAAAACAGAUAAUUUGACGGAGCUCAAUGCAGGAGAUAUUGUGGAUGCCAUGAUCAUUGGUCGAAUAUGAAAGCGCAGAGCAGAUUUCUAAAUCCUCAGAGAUUUAAUAUUCCAAAAGCUAAUAUUCCAAGAGCUAAAAUUCCAAGUGCUAGAUUUUAAUUCAAAACCCAAUAUUCCAAAAGAUACAAUUCCAUGUGCUAAACUUUGUUAUGUCUGUAAAUAACUAAGGCAUUACAGUCUUACUGAUCUCAAUAGUUAAUUCCCUUUAAAGUAUGUGAGGUGUUAACCAUUUUUAUGCAAAUGAUUUUCCCAGGGAUUGAAUUCAACAAUUAGCUUUAAUAGUAUGGCAGCAAAACAUUUAGAACAUUCUUCAUAUUGUCAAUAUUGUUAUAUAUGUUGAUGUCAUUUUUGUUUGAAAUAGCAGCAAUUGUUUGUAUUUAGAUGUUUUAAUGUACCAAAAAAUAUAAAAUUUUAUGAAAUAUAAUAAUUAUUGGAUUUAAUGGGGGCAAUGUUGUAACACUUAUUCUCUCGUCAACUUCGUUAGUAUUAAAUGCAAUAUUUUAUUUCAUAAAGUUUUGAGUUUAAUGAAUGUUCCCAUUUACUAAAAUGCCAUAUGAACAUUGUUUUGGGGAAAGGGUGUGGGGGGGGGUGGAUGGACAAAUGGUUAGCAAAUGCGUUUGCGUUGUAUCAUAAGGUAUAUCAUUGAGUCAACUGGCGAGGUUGUGAUUCCCUGGUUGUACGUGACAAGGAGUAGGGUCGCCUGUCCAACCUCAAGGGAUUUUUCACCUGGUCCUCUGGUUUCCUCCCACAGUUAAAGACCCCUAUGCGCAAGUGAAUCAUUGAAAUAAAAUUGAACCAUAUUUUACUCAAGAAAUGACAUGGUUUGUGUCGAGUGGACGUUAAACCCCAUUUCUCAUUUGCUCUGGUUUCUAAAGUGUUAAUUAUAUAAUAAUCUCCGAAUAUGAACAAUUUAUUAAUAUUUUUUAAAAUAUAUGAUAUAUUGUAAAUUAUAAAUGGUUGGAACAUUAAUAAGUAUCUCUGCCAGUAUGCUUUUGUUGUUAAAGCUAUUUGAUAUUACAAGUCUAUAUUAUGGGUAUAUUUUGACCCAAUUGUUCAAGUCUAUAUUAUGGGUAUAUUUUGACCCCAUUGUACAAGUCUUAGUCUGCUUUUUGGUAUAUUUUGACCCCUUAGUACAAUUCUAUAUUAAUAGGAACAUUUGGACCCAACGAACACGUUUAUAUUUUGUCAACAUUUUGACCCCAUGAACAAGUCUGUAUUAUGGGGACAUUUGGAACCCACGAACACCUCUGUAUUAUGGAGACAUUGGAAUGCACCAACAUUUCAAUAUACACGCCUUAAUUUCAUGCUUCAUUGAUCUGUGGUUUUACUUAACAAGGAUGUUAUACAGUGAUAUUAUGAAUUAUAUAAUUGGUGUGGUUAAGGGUAGUAUAUAUGUAUACAUAUAUUUAAAUGCAUUUCAUUUUGAAUCUGGGUGUCAAUGCUUUGUAUAUCACAAUAUAUUGGAUGUAUAUCAUAUCAUCAUAUAUAGGAUAUGUAUUAAAUUAUAAAUGAUUAAUCCUGUCUCCUAUAAAAAAUAACAGUAAUGCCAAUAUUUUAAAUAACAACGAAAAUUAUAAUUUUGAUAUGUUUUUUUUAUUUUUUAAUAACCGAAUUCGAAAGCUAGUUAAUCAAGUUAUUUUCGAAAUAUUUACAAAAUUACGAUUUAUUGAUUUUUAUUAGUGGUGUGACGUCUUUAAUUGUAUUAAUAACUAUUGAGUACUGAAUAACGAAAAGGCGUAAUGACUAACACAUUAAUUACACAGGGAAUACUAAUUGACUAAUAAUGAAUGGCGUAGUGAAUAAUUCAUAUAGUGAAUAAUUCAUAUAGUGAAAAAUGAACGAAAUAGUAAAUAAUGACUUACACAAUGAAUAUAGUGAAUUAUAAAUGGCACAAUGAAUAUAGUGAAUAAUGAAUGGCACAAUGAAUAAUGAAUGGCACAAUGAAUAAUGAAUGACACAUUGAAUAAUGAAUGGCACAAUGAAUAAUGAGUGACUUAGUGAAUUAUGAGUGAUACAGUGAUUAAAUCAAUCAUAAUGAUAUAGUGAAUAAUGAUACAGUGAAUGACACAAUCAAUAAUUUAUGAAGUAGCUAAUACUGAAUGUGUGAAAUGUUUUUUGAAAUUGCAUGAUUUCUUUUUGUUUUAUUAAUGAAUGAUUAUUAUGAUGUUGUUAUGACGUAUUAGUGUAAAUAAGGAAUGUUGACAAUGCUAGUUAUAUAUGUUAAAAUGUGAAAUAUGAUAUUAGUCAUGUGUGAAUUAUAUCACGUAUCAGUGAAUUAAUUAAAAUAAACCUCUAGGGACAUUGAUUUAGUAACUCAAUCUGAUUACAAUACAGAUCUAUAUUUCGUUUCGUUUUUUUAUACUUCCGAUGGCCUUUACUAUAUGAAGAUUUGACUGGUUGUUGCGAUAGAUCACGUCAGAGGUCAUACCAGAGGCUUUUGAUCCGGAUGUCUGACAUUUGAUUAACCAAUCAGCAUUGAUGUUACUGGUGGAUUACCCACAGUUCCGUGCAAAACACGCGUAAAGCUCGCCGUAACAGAUCGUUUCAUUGGUUAAUACCUAACACUAUUCAGAACACGUCAAUGAUAACAACGCUUCCAGAUCCUAGUGUAGUAAAGACACGUAAAACGAAAUUUUGAACUAUAAAAACGAAACGAAAUAGGAUCCACGUUUUAAUCAGAUUGUUAGUAACUGGAUGGAGCAAUAAACAAUUGCUAUGGACAAUUGCUUAUUGUCCCCCGCCUUUCGAAGAAAGCAGGGGACUAUUAAAAUGGGUUCGUCCGUCUGUCUGUCUGUCCGUCUGUCUGUCCGUCCGUCUGUCCGUCCGUCCGUCUGUCUGUCUGUCCGUCUGUCUGUCCGUCACACUUUUUGGGACACAAUAACUCUCUUCCUAAUUGAGCUAGAAUGUUCAAACUUGGUGUAUGUGUUUAUUAGGUCAAUGCCUUGAUGGAGUUCGAAGAUGAGCAUUUUCCGCUUAGGGUAAGCAGAGAUAAGCAAUUUGAUUGGUUGAUGCUUUGGGACACGAUAACUCUCUUCCUAAUUGGGCUAGAAUGUUCAAACUUGGUGUAUGUGUUGAUUCGGUCAAUGCCUUGAUGGAGUUCGAAGAUGAGCAUUUUCCGCUUAGGGUAAGCAGAGAUAAGCAAUUUGAUUGGUUGAUGCUUUGGGACACGAUAACUUUUAAUUGAGCUAGAAUGUUCAAACUUGGUGUAUGUGUUUAUUAGGUCAAUGCCUUGAUGGAGUUCGAAGAUGAGCAUUUUCCGCUUAGGGUAAGCAGAGAUAAGCAAUUUGAUUGGUUGAUACUUUGGGGCACGAUAACUCUCUUCCUAAUUGAGCUAGAAUGUUCAAACUUGGUGUAUGUGUUGAUUAGGUCAAUGCCUUGAUGGAGUUCGAAGAUGAGCAUUUUCCGCUUUGGGACACGAUAACUUUUAAUUGAGCUAGAAUGUUCAAACUUGGUGUAUGUGUUUAUUAGGUCAAUGCCUUGAUGGAGUUCGAAGAUGAGCAUUUUCCGCUUAGGGUAAGCAGAGAUAAGCAAUUUGAUUGGUUGAUACUUUGGGGCACGAUAACUCUCUUCCUAAUUGAGCUAGAAUGUUCAAACUUGGUGUAUGUGUUGAUUAGGUCAAUGCCUUGAUGGAGUUCGAAGAUGAGCAUUUUCCGCUUAGGGUAAGCAGAGAUAAGCAAUUUGAUUGGUUGAUGCUUUGGGACACGAUAACUUUAGUUCUAAUUAAGUGAGAUUGAUGAAACUUGGUGUAUAGUUUCAUUACAGUAAUACCUUGACUAAGUUUGAUAAUUGAGCAUUUUCUGCUCAGGGUAAGCAGAGCGAUACGCAAUUUGAUUGGUCGAGACUUUGGAAAACAAUAACUCUCCUACUUUGAUUGUCCCCCGCCUUUCGAAGAAAGCAGGGAACUAUUAAAAUGGGUUCGUCCAUCUGUCUGUUUGUCUGUCUGUCCGUUCCGCUUAUGGUAAGCAGAGAUAAACAAUUUGAUUGGUUGAUCUUCGAAUUGAGUAAAUGUUCAUGCUUAUUGUCCCUCGCCUUUCGAAGAAAGCAGGGAACUAUUAAAAUGGGUUCGUCCGUCUGUCUGUUUGUCUGUCCGUUCCGCUUAGGGUAAGCAGAGAUAAACAAUUUGAUUGGUUGAUGCUUUGGGACACUAUAACUUUAGUUCUAAUUAAGUAGAUAAACAAUUUGAUUGGUUGAUGCUUUGGGACACUAUAACUUUAGUUCUAAUUAAGUGAGAGUGAUGAAACUUGGUGUAUAGUUUCAUUACAGUAAUACCUUGACUAAGAUCGAUAAUGAGCAUUUUCUGCUCAGAUUAAGCAGAGCGAUAAGCAAUUUGAUUUGCUGAGACUUUGGAACACAAUAACUCUCCUUCGAAUUGAGUUAAAAUGAUCAAAAUUGGUGUGUAUGCUUAUUGUCCCCCGCCUUUCGAAGAAAGCAGGGGACUAUUAAAAUGGGUUCGUCCAUCGUCUGUUUGUCUGUCUGUCCGUCACACUCCUUUGAAUUGAGUUAAAAUGUUCAAAAUUGGUGUGUAUGCUUAUUGUCCCCCGCCUUUCGAAGAAAGCAGGGGACUAUUAAAAUGGGUUCGUCCGUCUGUCUGUUUGUCCGUCACACUUUUUGGGACACAAUAACUCUCCUCCCAAUUGAGGUAGAAGGUUCAAACUUGGUGUAGGCCUUUAUUAGGUCAAUGCCUAGAUGGAGUUCGAAGAUGAACCUUUUCUGCGCAGGCUAAGCCGACAUAAGUCAUUUGAUUGGUUGAUGCUUUGGGACACGAUAACUUUAGUUCUAAUUAAGUGAGAGUGAUCAAACUUGGUUUAUAGUUUCAUUACAUGAAUACCUCGAUAAUGAGCAUUUUCUGCAUAGGCCGAGAUAAGCUAUUUGAUUGGUUGAUGCUUUGGGGCACGAUAACUUUAGUUCUAAUUAGAUGAACCUUUUCUGCGCAGGCUAAGCCGACAUAAGUCAUUUGAUUGUCCCCCGCCUUUCGAAGAAAGCAGGGGACUAUUAAAAUGGGUUCGUCCGUCUGUCCGUUUGUCUGUCUGUCUGUCCGUCUGUCCAUUUGUCUGUCUGUCUGUCCGUCUGUCCAUCCGUCUGUCUGUCCGUCACACUUUUUGGGACACAAUAACUCUCCUUCUAAUUGACCUAGAAUGUUCAAACUUGGUGUAGGUGUUUAUUCGGUCAAUGCCUUGACGGAGUUCGAAGAUGAGCAUUUUCGGCUUAGGGUAAGCAUAGAUAAGCAAUUUGAUUGUUUGAUGCUUUGGGACACGAUAACUAUAGUUCUAAUUAAGUGAGAGUGAUGAAACUUGGUGUAUAGUUUCAUUACAUCAAUACUUUGACUAAGUUCGAUAAUGAGCAUUUUCUGCUCAGGGUAAGCAGAGCGAUAAGCAAUUUGAUUGGCCGAGACUAUGGAACACAAUAACUCUCCUUCUAAUUGAGCUAAAAUGUUCAAACUUGGUGUAGGUGUUUAUUAGGUCAAUGCCUUGAUUAAGUGUGAAGAUGAGCAUUUUCUGCUUAGUAUAAGUAGAGAUAAGCAAUUUGAUUGGUUGGUGCUUUGGGACGCGAUAACUUUAGUUCCAAUUAAGUGAGAGUGAUGAAACUCGGUGUAUAGUUUCAUUACAUCAAUACCUUGACUAAGUUCGAUAUUGAGCAUUAUCUGCAGAGGGUAAGCAGAGCGAUAAGCAAUUUGAUUGGCCAAGACUUUGGAACACAAUAGCUCUCCUUCUAAUUGAGCUAGAAUGUUCAAACUUGGUGUAGGUGUUUAUGAGGUCAAUGCCUUGAUCGAGUGUGAAGAUGAGCAUUUUCUGCUUAUGGUAAGUAGAGAUAAGCAAUUUGAUUGGUUGAUGCUUUGGGACACGAUAACUGUAGUUCUAAUUAAGUGAGAGUGAUGAAAUUUGGUGUAUAGACUAUAGUUUCAUUACAUCAAUACUUUGACUAAGUUCGAUGAUGAGAAUCGUCUGCUUGGCUAAGAAGCAAUAAGCAUUUUGAUUGGUCAAGACUUUGGAACAUAACAACUCUGCUUCUAAUUGAGGUAGAAUGUUUAAACUUGAUGUAGAUGUUCGUCUUGACUGAGUUCAAUAAUUAACAUAUCGAGCUAAAGCUAAGUAGAGAUAAGCAAUUUCCUUGGUGGUUGCUUUCGGCAAGAUAACUUUGAUUCUAUCUGAUAGAGAGUGAUAAUCAGUUUGAUUGCUCGAUACUUUUGAAAACAAAAUAGAUAUGCGAUUAAUUAAUAUGUGUCAUCUAUUUAUUUGGGGAUUUCAGCGGGGGACAUCAGCCCCACUGUUGGCUUGUUUAUUUAGGUGUUGCAUCCACGAGUAUUGACUCGAUGUACAUUAACAAAUGUGUAGGGCAAAUAUAUAUCUCGCUGUCCUGAAUGGUUUCUGAUUUGUUGUUGUUGCUGGUCUAUAUAUCUUCCCUACACAAUUGUAUCCAACUUCCAUAUAAACACUGAGAUAAUGAUAAAACCUAAUAGAAAUCAUUUUAUCAAUUUAAUGAUAAAACCUAAUAGUAAUCAUUUUAAUGAUAAAACCUAAUAGUAAUCAUUUUAUCAAUGUAAUAUCAAUUGUUAUAAUUUAAGUACAAUGAUUACAAACGAAAUUAUGUUAUAUAAUAUUGGUUGGUAUGUUAGAAUGUAUUUGUCAAGUUUUGAGUGUUUGGCCUCUCCCGGGGGAAUAGUUGUUUGAUAUUAUCACCUAAUAACACAUUCUACAGUAGAUAUCGCUUGUCACCGUCUUGUGUGAUGAAUUUCAUAUUCUACAUGAAUUUGAUUGAUCAAUUAAAAAGGAUGGAACGGGUUGGGCGAUCAAUAAAAUCUGUUACUCGUCCUUUUUGAUAUAAAAAAAAUAUCAACACUCGUCGAUAACGUAAAAGGAAAAAAAAACCAACUCGGCACGGCCUCGUUCUUUUUUAUAUUAUCGACUUGCGUUGAUUUUUUUUUAUAUAAAAAGACAAGACUUGUAGGAGAUUCUUUAUCUGUUUAUUGUUUGUGAGUUAGUUUUAGCUAUUCACGUAAUAUAACGUAAUGUUUUUGUUGUGGUGUAUAAACGUUUGUACUCUUAAAGUCAGCGAGUUCCCAGAUCACCUUUGGAAUAAUGACACUGGACCUAGAACAAAGAAUUAAUCAACUUGGUUGUUUGCCCUUCGAUAAACUGCUUUUAGCGCACAGCUCGCAGAACAAUCAAGGGCAACUGUGUUCACGUUUAAAAAGCUAUGAUCCAGGGGUGAUUGAAUCGACAAGUUUCCUGAAAAAGAUAAACAAAACAAAUCAUUAUUACACGAGACAGGGAAUGCUUUCCCGUUCUAAAACACCCGAGGCCACUUCUAAGUAGAGGAGAUCUCGUGGCUAACGAUUGCGAUGUUAAUGAAAACUAUUUUAUUUACUCGAACAAAAUAUAUAUGUAUCUGUAUUUAUACAAGGGCAUAUUGAGAAAGUGAGGUAGAUGGUAUAUAUUGUUUAUUAUUAUAAGUGGAUUAGGUCACGUGUAUUUGUUUAUUAUAAGUGGAAUAAGUCACGUGUAUUGUAUUUGUUUAUUUUUAUAAGUGGAUUAAGUCUCAUGUAUUGUAUUUGUUUAUUAUAAGUGGAUUAGGUUACGUGUAUUUGUUUAUUUCUAUAAGUGAUUAGGUCACGUUUAUUGUAUUUGUUUAUUAUUAUAAAUGGAUUAUGUCACGUGUAUUGUAUUUGUUUAUUUUUAUAAGUGGAUUAGGUCACGUGUAUUGUAUUUGUUUAUUUUUAUAAGUGGAUUAUGUCACGUGUAUUGUAUUUGUUUAUUUUUAUAAGUGGAUUAGGUCACGU